Sphenostylis stenocarpa is the source of this 615-nucleotide messenger RNA. The record is from the annotation of a GenBank genome assembly. NCBI's taxonomy places the organism in Eukaryota, Viridiplantae, Streptophyta, Magnoliopsida, Fabales, Fabaceae.
AUGGGUAGAAUAUUACAACAGUAUGUGGCUAUGAAAAGGGAUACUGAUACUGUAGUUGCUGGUUUAAUCGAGUCCGAUAUAAAUGAGCUCAAGCAUGCGGCCACGAAGCUCCUCCACGAUGCAACCGUGUUAGGAGGCAAAGGCUUUGGCAUUUCUUUCUUUAAGUGGCUCUCUUCAUUUGCUGCCAUUUAUUUACUGAUACUGGAUAGCACAAACUGGAGGACGAAUAUGCUGACAUCGUUAUUAGUACCUUACAUAUUCUUCAGUUUUCCCGACUCGAUGUUCCACUUUUUAAGAGGAGAAGUUGGAAAAUGGAUUGCAUUCGUGACAGUGGUGCUGAGGCUCUUCUUCCCAAGGCAUUUUCCCGAUUGGCUGGAAAUACCUGGCUCAAUGAUUCUUAUUUUGAUAGUGGCCCCCGACAUGUUUUCUGAAAAAUUUAGGAAUAACUGGAUCGGAUUAGCAAUUGAUCUUUUCAUUGGUUGUUACCUUCUACAAGAACAUAUCAGGGCUUCUGGUGGAUUCAGAAAUUCUUUCACACAGAGACAUGGCAUAUCAAAUACCCUUGGCAUCCUCCUCCUCAUAGUCUAUCCUAUUUGCGCAUUCAUUAUUCAUUAA